Molecule: messenger RNA, 638 nt
Organism: Acanthamoeba castellanii str. Neff
Lineage: Eukaryota; Discosea; Longamoebia; Acanthamoebidae
Exons: 6
Source: RefSeq, a predicted model, not a curated record
AUGAACGCGGCCCAGGAUGGAGACAUCAUCGACCUCCCAGCCCCCACCUAUAACAUGGUUGGGUCGCCGAAUAUUCAGCACUCGUUCACACUGAGAGCUGGCCCAGCAGGCGUAGAGUUCCAGGGAGGCUGGGGUUGGACGGUGAGCAACGGCACACUCACGCUGGACGGGUCCUUCCGGUUCAACAAUACGAAAGUCAUCCGCGUCAAUUCCAACGCUGCUGUGAACGCCUUGGGCGACCUGGCGAUGUUGUCGGUCGGGGGCUCGACGAUGCUCCACCUGGAAGGGUUGUGGCACAGCCACGGCACGCUGUCCAUCUCAGUCAACAAUCCGGGUUCAAACAGGGGCACUUGGAAGCAAAACGGAGUUGUGACAGCCUACGCCACCAACACCUCUCAAGCCAUCAAACUCACCCUAUCGGGCGUUUGGGAACAAAUGGGGCCGGUCAACAUCCACCUCGCCCAAGGCUCCACUGGAGUGCUUGCCAUGAGAGACCAACACACCACCUGGCGGCAACAGAAUUCCGUCUUGAUCGCCGCCGCCGCUGACUCUCACUACGACACUGGUGUGCUCAUGGCCGGAGCGUCUCCGGGCGGCGGGUGGAUGCAGGGCGGAGAGCUCACUAUCAGAGCCGCCCG